AUGCACCUCCCCGACGACAUCCUCCGCUUUACGGGGAAGCAGCGGAAGAUCGAAUGCGCGCUCUGCGCGCAUCCCCCCAAUCUUCCGACUUUCCGGAUUUCUGACCACCGUCGUCAACCGUCUCUCUUCGGCACAUUCACUGAUGCUCUACGAACUAUUGGCUUCUUGCAACGCGCACCAUCAAUCGACACCAAACGCACUUGCCGGUUUCGAUGCUCCACGGGCAUGUCUAUAGCUCUCUAUCUAUCUGUUGUACUUCCUAACUCAUUAGACAGUGAUAGCGCUGCACGUCGCUGCCUGACCCUUGCUCGCCGGGCCAUCACGUCGACCACCCCGACUUGCUACGGCAACUCUCAUCUCACCACCAUCAACGCCGACGCCGCGCUCAUCUUCCGCGCCUCGAUGCACGCUCAGCAGGCAUGCAAUUGA
This is a messenger RNA of Schizophyllum commune H4-8, 429 nucleotides long. RefSeq lists its product as uncharacterized. Lineage: Eukaryota; Fungi; Basidiomycota; Agaricomycetes; Agaricales; Schizophyllaceae. The record is from RefSeq and is a predicted model, not a curated record. The transcript is spliced from 7 exons. The coding region runs from base 1 to 429 and encodes 142 amino acids.